Porites lobata is the source of this 561-nucleotide messenger RNA. NCBI's taxonomy places the organism in Eukaryota, Metazoa, Cnidaria, Anthozoa, Scleractinia, Poritidae. The record is from the annotation of a GenBank genome assembly.
AUGUUUCCAAGUGUUGAAUCGUUGCUGAUGUUAGCUUUACUGAGUAUCGAGCGUUAUAUAGCUAUGAAAUACUCACUUAGAUAUUCUAGCCUGGUGACCACACCUAGAUUAACGAUUGUUGUAUUUUGUAGUUGGAUUAUUUCAGUUAUUCCUGUAAUUUUUCAUCCAAUACCAGCCACACAUUUAUUUGCCAAAUGGUUUAUUUAUGUAACCGUCAUGCCAUCCAUUCUAAUUAUCGUAUAUUGUCAUACAACAGUAUAUUUUGUUUCACGCCGACAUAUGAAGCGGAUAAAAACAGAACAGCUUCCAAGCGAAGGGAAGACUAAAUUCUUAGAGGAAAGGAAAGCCUUUAAAACCACAAGUAUAAUUAUCGCCCUCGUGUUUCUUUCGUACGUGCCAAUACUUACGUACGGAAUAUUGAAAGAUAUCUUGCGCGAUAUAGUUUUGUCUUGUGUUUUUCUAAACUCGCUUCUUAAUCCCAUUGUUGACUGCUGGAGAAAGAAAGAUCUCCGUGAAGUUAUAGUGGAACUGCUUCACAUCAGACAAAAUGGAGGGGGAUAA